UAUCACAAUCAAAUCCAAAAAUCACACAAUUGCAUGAUAAAUACCCCUCUAACUAUACUUUUCUAAAGAUAAAUAGAUUAUAAAAAAUUAUUAAAAAAAAAUUAAAAAAACAAGUACCAGAACAAUGGAAAAUGUCACUUUCUUCUUCCUUCUUUUUACCCUCUCUUUGUCACAUUUCGUGGCUUCAAGCCUUGCAAAAAGGCAAGGUGAUGUUCUUGGCAAAUUCUACAAGGCUAAGCAAAAGAAAGAUUCAGGCAUUGACAAGAAUUAUUUUAAGGCAGCCCUUGAGGAUGUAGAAUUGGACAAAGUUAUUCUUCCACAAGAGGGACUUAAAGAAAAAGAUUGGAUCGAAAAAUUGCCUGGACAACCAACAGUGAAGUUCCAACAAUAUGGUGGCUAUGUUACCGUCAAUGAAUCUGCUGGUCGUGCCUUAUAUUAUUACUUUACUGAAGCUGAGAAUUCCAAGUCAUUGCCUUUGCUUCUUUGGCUUAAUGGAGGUCCUGGUUGUUCUUCUAUUGCAUAUGGGGCCAUGGAGGAACUUGGACCAUUUAGAGUUAACAGUGAUGGAAAAACAUUACACAUGAAUCAUUAUGCCUGGAACCUUGCUGCAAAUGUGUUGUUCUUGGAGUCUCCUGCUGGAGUAGGAUUUUCUUAUACAAAUACAAGCAGUGACCUCAAAACAAGUGGAGAUAGAAGAACUGCUAAUGAUAAUGUAGUAUUCUUACUCAAUUGGCUAGAGAGAUUUCCAGAGUACAAGAACAGAGAUUUUUACAUUUCUGGUGAGAGCUAUGCUGGGCAUUAUGUACCUCAGCUGGCACAUGCAAUUCUUCACCAUAACAAUCUUGCCAACAAGACUCUUAUCAAUCUAAAAGGAAUCAUUAUUGGGAAUGCAGUGAUCAAUGAUUGGACAGAUUACAUAGGAACUUACGAACACUUGGCUUCUCAUGCCCUAAUUUCAGAUGAAACUUACCUUGACAUCCAUAAAUAUUGUUACUCCGAUAAUACCUACAAUAAGCCAAAGUGUUAUAGCGCCCUUGAAGUUGUAGACAACAAUACCUACAAUCUUGAUAUCUACAACAUUUAUUAUCCCCUUUGCCAUGAUGGCAAUCUCACCGAACACCCUAAAAUACCUGCACCAUUGGAGUUUGACCCCUGCUCGGACAAAUACGUACAUGCUUACAUGAAUAGACGGGAUGUUCAAAAUGCACUUCAUGCCAAUGUUACCAAUAUCGAAUAUGAUUGGGAAGCAUGCAGCGAUCCACUCAGUAACAAUUGGACAGACAGCGCGGCGACUGUAAUUCCUCUACUCAAGGAGUCUUUGGCAGAGGGUGUUCGAGUAUGGGUUUUUAGUGGUGAUACAGAUGGAAAAGUGCCUGUAACUUCUACAAAGAGAUCUAUACAUGUAAUGAACCUUACAGUUGACAAACAUUGGCGCUCUUGGUUGUAUGGAGGAGAGGUUGGAGGAUAUGUAGAAACAUAUAAAGGAGGUCUAACAUUUGCAACAGUAAGAGGGGCAGGACAUGAAGUUCCAAGUUACCAACCUGCUAGAGCCCUUUCCCUUAUUUCUCACUUCCUUUCUGGCACACUACCCCCUGGGGAUUUUUAGAGGAGCUAAUCUAGCAAAUCCUUUUGUGUAAUUAAGUUAUUAUUAAUAAAAUCAUCCAUGAUCCAUUGAUC
Molecule: messenger RNA, 1677 nt
Organism: Lycium ferocissimum
Lineage: Eukaryota; Viridiplantae; Streptophyta; Magnoliopsida; Solanales; Solanaceae
Product: serine carboxypeptidase-like 40
Exons: 8
Coding region: 125-1606 (493 amino acids)
Biological process (GO): proteolysis
Cellular component (GO): vacuole
Molecular function (GO): serine-type carboxypeptidase activity
Source: RefSeq, a predicted model, not a curated record